AUGAUGCUUUUUUAAAGAUCAUUAUUUUGUGCAUUUGGUGUAACAGAAUAUGUUGACAUGCUUUAAUGUUCAAAAAACACAUUAUUUUCCAAAUACUGUAAAUUAUUGUAGGUCCUCUAUGCCCCGCCUCUCUCAAACGCUUCGCCCCUCCUUCCGACAAGAGCAGUCUGCUCUGAUUGGCUAACUGGCACAUUGCAUUGUGAUUGGCCAAACACCGCAAGCACUCGUGUAACGCCCCUUUCUAUAAUCGCGAGCUUCAGCUUUAAAAAUAAAAGUAAAGACAGUUAAUAAUGUCCUUAGUUUCACCAUCAGUUCAAGCCCGAGAGGGGAACAGAGUCUCGUGACAGACACGGUGAUGAAGCUCUGAUGAGCGGGGAGAGACCGGUUAAAAGAGAGCGUCUGGGGAGUGUGAGGGUGAGAGAGACGGGACGGAGAGCUCGUGGAGGACGGAGGCUGAAAGGCCAGAGGAGGACUGAGUACCGGAACGAAAGAAAGAAAGCUUCGCCAGCGCAGAGAGCGCGACGUGCUGUUAUAUGAAUCAUUUUUGUUUUAUGUUGAAUAAAUCCACGAGCCUCCUUGAAAUUGACCCCGCCCUCUUCCUUCCAUUCCACGAACCUUACCACAGUGGUGCCGAAACCCGGGAAGGAAGUCGGAACGCCGCCACCAGCAUGUCCUCUCCGUCAGGAUCGCCAUUUGCGGACGUCAUCCACUCGCUCGCGGGCCUCCACCAGGAACAACACCAGGCAUUACUGGACAUGAGGGAGGACCAGGAACGUCGGUUCCGGGCUCUCGUCCAGACGCAACAGGAGGACCGCGAGCUGUUCCGGAACUGGAUGGACCGGGAGGUUCGGGCUGGGGGUUCUCCACCUGCCCCGGCCCUGCCAGCCCACAUGCCGUUAUCCAAAAUGGGGCCACAGGACGAUCCGGAGGCCUUUAUCGACCUCUUCGAGAGGACCGCCGAGGCAUGUGGGUGUCAACCAAGUCAUCGAUCGCGUGGUGCUGGAGCAGUUCGUGGCUCGGCUGCCGAAGAAAACCGCGCAGUGGGUCCAGUGCCAUCGCCCGACGUCGCUAGACCUGGCCAUUCAACUGGCGGAGGACCAGAUGGUGGCGUGCCACGGGGUCGGCGAAACCCUGCCUUCUGUCUCUCUCUCUCUCUCUCCCUCCUCCUCCCACCCCCAAACCUGUCCCUCUCCCUAGGUCUCGGGUGAACCUGCCGCCUCGAGCCCAACCCCGAUGGAGGGGUGGUCCGGCACUGGAGUCAGCAGAGCUGAGGUCUCUGCCCAGGGGGGCGGGACCAGCUGGUCCGAGCGGCCCGUCGGGCCCCAUGCCACCGCUCUCUCCCCGCUCACCUCUUGACCCACUUCCUGCCCAUAGGGCGGCGGGGAAGUCUGGGCCGGCCUGUUGGCGUUGCGGGGACCCAGGGAACUUUAUUGAUCGGUGUCCACUGAUGGAGGUGGGGACGCUGGUCCGGGUUCCGGACGCCCUGCAGGCCGCCCCCGAUCAGGCUGGCAUGUACCAAAUACCUUGAUGAGCGGGGAGAGACCGGUUAAAAGAGAGCGUCUGGGGAGUGUGAGGGUGAGAGAGACGGGACGGAGAGCUCGUGGAGGACGGAGGCUGAAAGGCCAGAGAAGGACUGAGUACCGGAACGAAAGAAAGAAAGCUUCGCCAGCGCAGAGAGCGCAAC
Onychostoma macrolepis is the source of this 1684-nucleotide messenger RNA. RefSeq lists its product as uncharacterized. Bases 534 to 1208 code for a protein of 224 amino acids. The transcript has 3 exons. The record is from RefSeq and is a predicted model, not a curated record. NCBI's taxonomy places the organism in Eukaryota, Metazoa, Chordata, Actinopteri, Cypriniformes, Cyprinidae.